AUUUGACAGUACAAAAAAAUGACAGUCGGUGUGCAAAGCUGUGAAUGGAGAGGCGUGAGACUUGUAAUCGAAUAAAUGUUUCGAUUAUAUUAAUUUAAUUAAUCGUGCAAUAUAAUCAUCAAUUAAUUGAGAGGUUUACGAAGAGAUUUGUUAUUUUCAAUCAAUAAAAUGAGUGCCUCCAAUGGAGAAAAGAAACAAAUUCGUGUGUGGUGUGAUGGGUGUUACGACAUGGUACAUUUUGGUCAUGCAAACUCCUUGCGGCAAGCGAAAGCACUUGGCGAUGUGUUAAUAGUCGGAGUGCACACAGAUGAAGAAAUUGCAAAACACAAAGGUCCCCCUGUUUUUACACAGGAGGAGCGGUACAAGAUGGUGAAGGCUAUAAAAUGGGUUGACCAGGUUGUUGAGGGAGCACCCUACGUCACAACCCUUGAGACGCUGGACAAAUAUCAGUGUGACUUCUGUGUACAUGGAGAUGACAUCACAGUAACUGCAGAUGGAAUUGAUACAUAUCAUUUGGUCAAAAAUGCAGGCAGAUAUAGAGAGGUGCAAAGAACUGCAGGAGUAUCAACGACGGAUCUCGUGGGGCGGAUGUUGCUCCUCACCAGAGAACAUUUCAAGAGAGGUGACAAAGAGUACUACGUGGCGUUGGAGCACUCUUCAAAUCUCGGCACAGAUCGCACGGCACGGUCACCUUACACUGGGUGCUCGCAGUUCCUGCCUACUACACAGAAGAUCAUACAGUUCAGUAGUGGUCUAUCGCCGAAGCCUACAGAUAAGGUGGUGUACGUAGCAGGCGCCUUCGAUUUGUUCCACGUGGGGCACCUGGAUUUCCUCGCAGCGGCCCGCGAGCAGGGAGAUUUCAUCAUCGUGGGGCUCCACACCGACCUCGAGGUCAACCGCUACAAGGGCUCCAACUACCCCAUCAUGAACUUGCACGAGCGGGUUUUAUCCGUGCUUGCUUGCAAGUACGUCCACGAAGUCGUGAUCGGUGCGCCGUACUCCGUGACGGCGGAGCUGAUGGACCACUUCAGGGUGCAGGUGGUGUGCCACGGCGACACGGCCAUCGCGCGCGACGCGGACGGCGCCGAGCCCUACGCCGUGCCCAAGAAGCGCGGCUGCUUUAAGAUUAUCAAAUCCGGCAACUCCAUGACAACAGAAGACAUCGUGCAACGAAUAAUAAGCCACCGCCUCGAGUUCGAGAUGAGAAAUACGCGCAAAGAGCACAAGGAGAUCGCCGCCGUGAAGGCCAUACAAAGCGAACACCUCAAGCAGAACGGCACGUGUUUACAUCAGGAGAGUUAACUCAUCAACUACUAAUCAUAAUCAACCUCUGAACUAUAGUAGACAACUAAUUUGACCUAUAAUAAGUUUGGCAACAAUUUCAUUUUUGGUACAAGCUUUUAUCGCUGACUGUACUUUUCUUUCCACAGGCAACUAGUACUCAUCGAGACAAUUCUAAAAACCCCAAACAUAAUUAGGUUUCGUUGUUUUAUCACAGAGUUCCUAUGGCCACCUUCUGUCUCCAUCAUCAGAUCUGCUCGAUGGUAGAUGGUACCAUAAUAUUGCAUUGUCACCCGACUUACAUGUGUAUGCAAAUUUUCAGCUUCAUUGGAAGUCGGGAAGAGGAUCAAAUUUAACUUGCAUGAAUUGAUCUGUAGGUACAAACAUAGUUACAUAAGUACAUACAUACUUACAUAGGUACAUUGCAACAAGGCAUUGCAUUGGUAGGUUAAUAAAAAACUUUUAAUAACUUACAGCCAGAGAAGAGCCCCGUUAACGUUUUCGGCGCCAUUGACUUGAUAUAAAAUCAGUACAUUUCGUGCCCCACACACCACGACUAUAUAUGUUAUACGGUUUUUUUACGUGCAAUUUGUAGCGUGACGGUGAUGAAAUUUCAUUACUUCAUUGACGUGGCGGCGAAAAGGUUAAAAAAGACCAAUGAUUCGGUCGCAAGAAACCGUAAGACUAGGACAGCACUAGGGGGUUAUUAUUUACAUUUAUGCAAGACACUUUCUGACAUAUUUCUGCUAAGAGGGACAGGGAACUACUAUUACAUCUGACAUUGUCGGAGGUCUACCGAGCUUUCUCUGUCACUCUUAGAAGAAAGUGUGCAAAGGGGUAGAUGUUAUAAGUAAUAACUCCUAUGUCCCAGACCUCGCAGUGGAAUUUUCGGCUAAAAUAGUUAGUUACAAUUCACUAGGCCUGCGAAUCCGAAACGCGAUACGGUUGUGGGCAAAACAACUUUGAAAGGAUUUUUUUAGUAGUGCGAAUUAGGUCCCCGGUGAGCGAAUAGUUAAUCCGUUUUAGCUAGAUAGUUAUUCUAAGUGAAAUUGAACAUGGAUUAGAAAAGUAUAGCUUUACUAGAUGGUCUAGCCAAGAAAAGUAUAGAGCACAAUAUUGACAAAUAAAAUUGGCUUUAAAUUUUGAUGCCUUUAUCGGUUACUUAACUAGAAAACCGAAAACAUUAUUCAAAACAUAGCGCUCGUAUUUCAUUGUAAUCGGUAAGUGUAGUUUGAUUGAAUCACAGGAGUACCAUCCGUUACUAUUCUGAUUACCUGUUACUUGAAUUUGAUUGUCUGUUAUAGUUCAGUUGUUAGCGACACAUCUAGUACUCGUUACCAAAAAUAUAAAUGAAUGCUAUGUAGACAAAUUAAAAGAAUAUGUUUAUUUCGAUACAGCAUCCGCGUAAAACUAAACGGCAAUAGAAAAACCAAAGUUGUCGGAUCUGUGUUAAAACGCUUUUGAAAAGUUUAUUUGCUGUCUAGGUAAAUCAUGUAUAUAAAUUUAACUGUUUAUUUAUUGCGUUUGGAUGCGUGAAGGACUUUAUUGCUUGUUCGGCAAUAUCUAGAACCUAGUCUUAUGUGAAGGAACUAGGUCUUACAGAGAGAAUAAACCGAGAGGGAAAGGUCCAUACAAAAUCAAGGGAUGUUUUCUGGAAAAAUUGACCUUAGAAUUGUGUAAAAGAACCUUGUUUUCUAAAUGCACUAAAAUCACUUCUAAGAUCACGGUUUAGUGUACAAAGCUCCCCUGUUCGUAUACAAAUUCUUAAAUAUCAUAUCUUGUUCUUUUAGUAAAGUUGUACGCGCUCAAACGCAAGACUUCUUUCGUCUGGUUGAAAGGUAUAUAUACUGAUAUGAAUAUGUUAUAUAAUAUCGGAAUUAUCAUGAAGCAACAUAAAGCUUCAAGCAUUUGCUGCAAUGUAAUGUCAAAUUACAAUAUUAAAUUGCACCAAACUUACAAAAUGAGAUUCUUAAGUUAGUGGAACUAAUCUCUAUCAACCCCUCGAGCCUCGUGAUCGCGAUAUCGCACACGAGAUCAUACAAAAUGUAUGAACAGUCGAAAACCCCUGGGAUUAAGAAAGAGAGUCGAGGGGUUCAAUUAUAAAUAAUCAAUAUUUAUUGAAACACAUGAUAUUACUCAAUUCAAUUCCAGAAUUGCCCGCCUAUUUCUGUUUUUUUAUUCCGUAGACUAAAAUGACAUUUCAUGUGGUACUAAGAAAUGUCAUGUCUUCCACAUGAAACGUCAUUUUAGUCAACGGAAUAAAAAAAAACAGACCUUAAGUUUUUAUUUAUAAUAAGAUUUGUAAUUAUUGCCAAGUUUUUGCCUAAUAUAUGUCAUUCCGAUUUACUAUUUUCACUAGCAAAAACUUAGUUUACUGUUGUUAUGUGGUUGUAUGGCAUCAAUCAACAUUUUUUGUUGAAGGUGUUUAGGUAAGGAAGGGCUUUUAAUUAUUUCUUUCUUGUUUAUAUUUAUUGUAUCUUGUACUUUAUAUUAAAUAUUAGGUCUUUUCUAUAUUUAAAAUACAAUUAUCCGCAUUUUUCAGUCGAAUUAUUUAAGGUGUUUUGUUUGUUAUAUACUAAUAGUUUUUUGACGCUACACGCCUUCAAUGUAUUUUAUAUUUUAUCUAAUUUAUAAAUAAUGUUAUAACCUGAAAGUAAUGUGCAUAUUAUAAUAAUACACUAUAUAUUAAUAUAGUU
Molecule: messenger RNA, 3977 nt
Organism: Cydia strobilella
Lineage: Eukaryota; Metazoa; Arthropoda; Insecta; Lepidoptera; Tortricidae
Gene: Pect
Product: ethanolamine-phosphate cytidylyltransferase
Exons: 8
Coding region: 169-1302 (377 amino acids)
Biological process (GO): phosphatidylethanolamine biosynthetic process
Cellular component (GO): cytoplasm
Molecular function (GO): ethanolamine-phosphate cytidylyltransferase activity
Source: RefSeq, a predicted model, not a curated record